UUACAUUGUGAUAGAAAUACAGAGAAAGUGUAGCAGGACAUCAAGGCUGGAGAAGAGUUUGUGUUGUCCGCCUUUAUAUCAAAAGUAGAUAUAUCUCAAAGGCUGGCCGAUGGGGGCACCGCACAGUGACUACUAAACAUGUCCGGGUCCUCCAACUGCUGCUUGGGGACAGCGCCGGCCGACGGCGAGGUGGCCUUGGGUCUGGAGGACAGCACCAAGCUGCUGGGCGUGCAGGUGGUCUUGAUAUUGGCGUACAGCGCCAUCAUCGUGCUGGGCGUGACGGGCAACAGCCUGGUCAUCUACGUGGUCUACAGGUUCAGGACCCUCCGCACCGUCACCAACUUCUUCAUCGUCAACCUGGCGGUGGCCGACCUGCUGGUCAACACGCUGUGCCUGCCCUUCACGCUGGCCUACACGCUCUACGGGGAGUGGAUGUUCGGGCGGGUGCUGUGCUUCGUCCUGCCGUGCGCUCAGGGUGCCGCUGUGCACGUGUCCACCAUCACGCUCAACGUCAUCGCGCUGGACCGCCACCACAGCAUCGUCCACCACGCCGAGAGUAAGAUGUCCAGAGACGUGUGCGCCGUCGUCAUCGCCCUCACCUGGGCCGUCAGCGCCCUCCUGGCGAGCCCCUUAGCCAUAUUCCGCGAGUACGCGACCUUAGACCUCUCGCCCGUCGAGUCCCUGCAGGUGUGCGCAGAGAAGUGGCCCGAAGGCGGCGUGAACGGGAGCGUCUACAGCGUCUCCAUGCUGCUGCUGCAGUAUGGCCUCCCGCUGGUCAUCAACUGCGUGGCCUACGUGCGCAUCUGGACCAAGAUGAAGAGCAGCAUGGCGGCGCGCCACGGCCCCGGCAGGCGGCCAAAGAAGACCACCAAGAUGCUGGUGACCAUGGUGGUGGUGUUCGCCAUCAGCUGGCUGCCGCUGCACGCCUUCCAGCUGGCGGUGGACAUCGACAGCAGCGUGGUCUACAUGAAGGACUUCAAACUGCUCUUCAGCGCCUUCCACGUGGUCGCCAUGUGCUCCACCUUCGUCAACCCCAUCCUCUAUGGCUGGAUGAACAACAACUACAGGAGCGCCUUCCUGUCCGUCUGCCACUGCGCCCGGACGCACAAGAGCAAACAAGGCCACAACGUCUCCAAGUCCACCAAGGUUUGAGUCACAUCCAUGAUCCUUUGAUUUGGGUUUUGAUUUGGGUUUGGAAUGACGGACGUAGUCCCUCCUAAAUCCUACAGGGAUUUGAUUCUUCUUCUAUUGACUUUCUUUGUCUUGUCACCGUGAGAUACAACGUGAGACACAAAAUGGCAAAUUUUUUUUCCUAUUCGUCAGCUCAAGAUACCUUAUGGUUUUCAAUGACAUCAGUGCCGACCGUCCCUGACAUGAACGCACAUCUUCAUCGAUUUGAACCAGCAUGUGAGCCGCAUGGCGGACUGCGGCUCGAAUCUUCUUUCACAGCGAGACAUCUGUUGCUUUUCUUUGAUUCCCAAUGAUAAAAGAAGUCCAGCUCUGCCGAGGAUUGAUUUCCAACCAGCGCUGGGAGAGCUUUGCUUUGUGUCCAAGCACAAGGUUCAUAUGAAAGGAUGAGCCACCAGGUUGCGGCUGGUGUUGCAUUCACUGCCUGUGCCCGGUGUAGGACUUAUUCACACGCCUUAUGGAUCCAAAAGCUUGCUGGGAUGACUGCUGAGACGUUACCUCAAGUAAAUACACUGUUUACGUUGCAGAGUUAUUUUCAUAGGAGCAGAUCCUUCAACAUGCUCAAGGAUACUUAUGUCCAAUGUGAAAGAGUUUAGUCAUUUCUGAAGGUCUUUGAAUGUAACAUGAACUGACUACAUGUAGUAUAUGUGUUUGUGUCGAUGGACCACGUCCGGGUAGACAUUACAAUACCAGUAAGGAUUAUUUGAGUCCAGGAACGACUGUGGCGAGUUUACCCCGGGCUCACGCCGAAUCCCGAUCCAGUCCAGCUUGCCGUAAAGACCACCUCACAUCGACUCCGGGCAAGUGUGCAGUUGAAGAAGACCAUAAGACGACAUACUGAACUGGUCCAAGGUCAAAGGUCAACACAGCCUCACCUCAACGGCUCAUUUGAGGUUUAAUUUUGCCGUCUAGAUGAAGGGACGGAGAGAGGAAGAGAGGAGGAAGAAAGGAGGAAGAAAGGAAGAAAGGAAAAGGAAGAGGAAGAAAGGAAGUGAGGAGAAAAAGAAGAGAGGAAGAAAGGAAGUGAGGAAGAAAGGAAGAGAUGAAGAAAGGAAGUGAGGAAGAAAGGAAGUGAGGAGGAAGAGAGGAGGAGGAAAGGAAGAGAGGAAGAAAGGAAGUGAGGAAGAAAGGAAGAGAGGAAGAGAGAGAGAACCUUUCCACGGUGAGGGCGAGCUGUCCCCCAGCCUCCUUGAUCUUGUUCUGGGCGUGGCAGUGCAGCAUGUGGGCGGCGGCCACGCCCUGGAUGGCCACGAUGACAUCACCAGGGCAAAGGUUGGCCACGGCCGCCUUGCUACCAGGAGUGAUCUGUGGGCGUGGCGUCAGGGAACGUGAGUGACAGACUGGGCGGGGCGUAGGUCUUGACAUGGGGUGAAAGGGGCGGGUUCAAAAAAAGCAAAGCGUUGACGGAUGGAAGACUGGCAUCCCAAAGCUUCCUGACACCCCCUCCCCAACCCCCCCGUCCCGCUGUGCAGGCCGUGACCUUAUUGCAUUACCCCGUGGCCAAGUGGGCCCAUGAGGUCAUGUGACUAUAAAUAAGCCGGGGAGGGGGCCGAGGGGACGCCUCAUGCCACCCAGACAGCCCCCGUCCACUGAUACAGUACUGUAUACUAGAGCAUGUUAGGGUACUAUAGAGUAUAGUACGGUACAGUACUGUAGUAGAGCAUGUUAGGGUACUAUAGAGUAUAGUACAGUAUAGUAGAGCAUGUUAGGGUACUAUAGAGUAUAGUACAGUACAGUAUAGUAGAGCAUGUUAGGGUACUAUAGAGUAUAGUAUAGCACUGCAUAGUAGAGUAUGUUAGGGUACUAUAGAUUGGAGUAUAGUACAGUACUGUAUACUAGAGCAUGUUAGGGUAAUAUAGAGUAUAGUACUGUAUAGUAGAGUAUUUAGUUAGAGUACUAUAGAGUAUGUUAGGGUACUAUAGAGUAUAGUACAGUAUAGUAGAGCAUUUAGUUUGAGUACUAUAGAGUAUGUUAGGGUACUAUAGAGUAUAGUACAGUACUGUAUAGUAGAGUAUGUUAGGGUACUAUAGAGUAUAGUACUGUAUAGUAGAGGCUUUAGUUAGGGUACUAGUAUUGUAUAGUAGUUAGGGUUAGAGUACUAUAGAUGAGCGGAGUGGUGAGGCUUUAAAGACGAGGUGAUGAUGUUCCUGUCCUAAAAAGGAAGUGGAGCAAGUAGACGUUCCUUCCUUUGUCACCUCCUUUGUUUCCUUUUCCUUCAUGUCCUUGUUGUUGUUUUAAAGCACAUUCCUUCUACACCUCAUCAUCAUCAUCAUCCUCAUACACACACACACAAAGACACACAUAGAGUGUUAGUGAUGUGUUGUCUAAAUAUAGACGUACACGUUGUAGAUAGAUUAGUGGAUGGAAUCACAUCCAAAUUGUUGGGGUCCAACUCGGGCAUCCAACAUCCAACAAUGAGGUUCAGGCUGGGAAUGCGUGAUUCUGGGAGGCGAACGGCCCAUGAGGCCAUACCGGCAAACGCUAUGGGAACGUUUUCAUAAACCCAUGUGGCUGUAGGCAACCUCCCGCUGUGGUUUGCACGUUUUAUGUGGACUCGGUUUGCUCCUUAGAGCCGAGACGAUGUUGGUCCUGCUGCCAGCGUGUUGCACAAUACACUGGCUCAUCAAUGCAUGUUGUCCUUGCCACUUUCUCAUGCACUCCAAUUCAUUAUUAAAGUUGAUAUCAUAGAAAUAUGUUUCAAUAAUUGAAAAAUGAAAUGGAUGAAAAUUGUUUUUGGACACUCAAAUAUGUCAAAUAUUUCAUGAUUUUGUCUUUCUUAAUAUAUUUAUAUAAAUUAUAAAAAAUGUAAUCAGAUUUUUCCCCCACAAUAUAUAAAUGAAUCAAAUAUUUUUCCAAGAACAAAGAAAAAAUUAAAUAUAUAACAAUAUUAUAUAUAUAUGUAAUUAUUAAAACAAUAUUGAUAUCAUAUUUCAAUAAUUACA
Doryrhamphus excisus (bluestripe pipefish) is the source of this 4130-nucleotide messenger RNA. The record is from RefSeq and is a predicted model, not a curated record. NCBI's taxonomy places the organism in Eukaryota, Metazoa, Chordata, Actinopteri, Syngnathiformes, Syngnathidae.